AUGGCUUCUGCUUCAGCUGCCUUUGGUGCGCCUCUCCAGGUCCAGAAAGCCCAGCAUUCUCAGCAGGACCAGCAUGCGACUGAUGGGCGUGACCAUCAGAAGCAUCAAAUUCAGCACUCCCACCAGCAAGCUACCCAGCGCUCCAUGCAGCACCCACAGCGCCGCCAAUCCUCCGGCCCUCGACUCGGUUUCAUCCCUCCCGCUGCCCAGCACCCUCUCUACAGCGCCUCUACAGGUACCUCCGCCACUGCCACCACCAACGCGGCCACUGCGCCCACUACAUCCUCCUCCACCAACAUCUCUUCAUCGUUUCACAGUCCUCAUACCAGAGUCCUGUCCUCCCCACUAACCCCCCCGCCUCAGCGUGCUCUGAAUUUUCAAACCGACAAUUCUUUGCAUCGCGCUGUCUCUUCUGCGCCUGCAUUCGGCCCUGCUGGCGGGGUAGCUGCUGGCGCGACUACUCUUCCUUCUGUUCGGCCUCUUCAGCCUUCUACCAGCUCCACGGCCAGCUCGGCAAUGUCCACCUCCCACCAGAGGUUCCUCUAUUAUGAAGCCUCACCCCAAACGGAAGCAUUCGAUAGUGACGGCAGAGGCUUUACGUCUGGCGACGACGACGACACAGAUUUCAAGAGCGAUACCCUUUAUGACUCUCUCCGCACCGUUGCCUCUAGCCGCGCCAGGGCCGUUGACACGCCGCUCGAAUCCGUCUACGACGAGUCGCCCCCCAGCACUGCUAGCAACGGCAAGUCGCGGCGCCUCUCCAUCCACGAAAUGCUCGAUAAGGCCUGGGAUGGCGACGACAGAAUCACGGAAGAAGACGAAACCUCACAGACACCGGUCCGUGCCCCGUCCGCCACUAAGGUAAAUGCGUCUGCCCAUCGCGACACACGCGGUGGCUCCUCUCCCGACGUUCUGCGGCUCGCCGAAAACUCCAUUCACAGCCCCUUUCCUGCCAAUGACCUUGCACGAAUGUCUCUGGACGAUGAUUUCGACGACGAUUGGGCCCGCUACGAAGAUGAGGAAGCCGACUCUCAUAUUAGCCCUCUCUCAGCUCCCUCCAAAAGCUCCCUGAACGCCAAGGGCAUGAACCCCAAUGUCCGGCUCGCUCUCGCCAACAUGGCCAACGGAAGCCACGACGGUGAAAACUCGCAUGGCACCGAGCGCCCCCUUAGUAACAUUUUUGACUGGAGUGAACCCUCGACCCAGGACAAGCACGAUGCCGAGCGACGUUCUGGCCGCCCGCAGACUGCCUACACAAAGCAGACAGUAGACCCUAGAGGAGGUCGUUCUGCCAACCGACGUGGACCUGCGCCUGCGCAUGUAAGGAGCCAAAGCGUGCCGGUGGUCCACGAUGCUGCCGACGAAUGCAAGUCCACCGCCGCCAAGUAUGGAACCUGGGGUCUCGGUACCAAGACUGUUAGCGAGGAUUGGGACGAGGACUUCGAAUUUGGUUCUACCACUGGCAAUGAGGACCGCGAAAACGAGUCCAUGUUUGCCGUUCCCGAAUCCAUUCGAGCCAGCCAGCCUAGCGUAAAAGCGCACUCUGGUCAAAUCAGAGAGCUCUCUCUCCUCGUUAACGACCUCAAGAGACUUUGUCGCCACGGUCGUGACAUGGGCCUCUUGGAAGGCUCACAAAAGGCGUUCUGGAAAGAAGCAGAAGGCGUCAUCGCGCUUGCAUCCCCGGACGAUGAGACUAUGGACGACGACGCGGAUUCGAACCCCUCCGUGGACCUCGACGCAUUCGACGGUAAGGCCAAGCAAGGAGACCAGCGGCCCAAGACCCCCGAAUCCGAGCAGCAGCUUCACCUCGCAUCUCCCAAGCUCGAGCCAUCCUCUGUUUCCAAGACUGCUGUCCUGCGUGAGCGCCAUUCACCACGCCGGCGUUCCGUCUUUUCUCCUGACGAUGACAUUUUUGGCGGAGCCGACAGCUCAGCGGAUAAGAAGGCUAGCCCGCUACCAAAGAAGACAAGCCAAAAGCCGUCGCAGACGCCGGAACGCCUUGCCGACGUUAAUGGCGUCGUGCGAACCGUCAUGGAGGCUAUGCAGCAUCGUAGCGACUCGGACACUAUACCCGACAGUGGCAAACCUAGCAGAAAGGUCCAGUUUGAUACAAACAGCUUGAGGGCGCUGGUUAAAAGAUCUGGCGAGCUCCGUGACACCCUUUCGGAUAUCAUCCGCAGGACAGAUCAGCUCACCCAGAGCCCAGCGCGUCCUCUCCGACACGACCGAGACCGCGGCCCCGAUUCGAGCCCGGCGUUUACUCGCGUCUUUGACGACCCUGGCUCCAGUCCUCCCCGCCGUGUUACGAGAAGCCGCGGCAACACCACCCUGAAACAAACCACAUCACCAGACAGCUCGCCACCCCCGCAAAUAGAACGACGAUUUCCGUUGAUGACGGUACGAUAA
Molecule: messenger RNA, 2406 nt
Organism: Cordyceps fumosorosea ARSEF 2679
Lineage: Eukaryota; Fungi; Ascomycota; Sordariomycetes; Hypocreales; Cordycipitaceae
Exons: 1
Coding region: 1-2406 (801 amino acids)
Biological process (GO): regulation of mitotic cytokinesis
Molecular function (GO): GTPase activator activity
Source: RefSeq, a predicted model, not a curated record